AUGAUGGAAGGUAGGACUAUCGAUUACAGGCCCGACGGUGGUGGUCUAGAUUACCAUAACUCGCCUCUGAUGGCGGAGAUACCAGUAGAUAAUUUUUCGCAUAUCCAUAGAAGUAUAGAGCACCUUCGGUCGAUGGGAGUGGCUCCCCCGCUUGACCCACAUAGACAUCUAGCAGCUAAUUUAACAGACUUGAGAAGGUAUGAACACCCAGAUGAUAUCCCGGACAUGAAGCCGUCCGUUCUAAGACUAUCCGAAUUCAAGAGCGGUAUACAAGAGCUUAGGGUUCACAACGACCAAGAAAACGAUGUACAACGGCAAAUGACUCCACACGAUGAAGGGAAAGCCUACAGCGCUCCAUCGACACCCCUAUCUGAGAACGGAGGUCAUAGCGGCCAGGAAGAAAAGGUCUUUGGCUCAAAAGCAGAUCUCCAGCUGCAUACGCAGAUUCAUCUCCGCGAAGCGAAGCCCUACCGAUGCACCCAGUGUCCAAAAGCCUUCGCAAACUCGUCGUAUUUAGCGCAGCAUUCCCGUAUUCAUUUAGGAAUCAAACCGUACCGCUGUGAGAUUUGUCAGCGCAAGUUUACGCAGCUGUCUCACCUGCAGCAGCACAUUCGUACCCAUACGGGUGACAAGCCUUACCGCUGUACUCAAAUCGGAUGCACCAAAGCUUUUUCGCAGUUAUCAAAUCUGCAAAGUCAUAGUCGUUGUCACCAAACUGACAAGCCUUUCAAGUGUAAUUCCUGCUACAAGUGUUUCGCACAAGAGAAAGAUCUGCUUGAACACAUUCCGAAACAUAAAGAAUCUAAACAUCUAAAAACGCACAUUUGCCAGUACUGCGGCAAGAGCUAUACCCAGGAAACUUACUUAAGUAAACACAUGAACAAGCACGCCGAAAGAGCCGAUAAGCGACCGCCAAUAUCUGCCUUGGGGCUGAGCGGGCUCAAUAGGUCUUUAGCAGCGGCCGCUCCUACGGCAGCGCCUUUCGCGGACCAUCCUUACUGGCCAAAAGUGAGCCCAGAUUCUGCGGCUCACAUGUCUGAUGAUGGUGGCUAUCACCAGCAACGAGAAAGCGACGAUCACCACGAGCAACAACUCCAGCAGCAACGAGCGCUGUUCGCACAGCACGAAGCUCAAGAAGAUCGCAUACAACCCCCAGUUUCGUCAGCUGCAAACUCUGCUUUUACCCCUAUAAACUCAAUGGCCCCACAUCUCAAUGGACUAUCGCACCACAGUGCGCUCCAGACGAGACCAUAUUUGUACGACCCGUUGCACUUCCAACAAGGAAAACAGCAGCCGAACUCGUUCCCUAACCAGCUGAUAUCUCUUCACCAGAUUCGAAACUACGCUCACCAGCCCUCGUCACUCUUGCCCGCAGAACACAUUCUGCCUCAUUCUUUAGCCCACAAAGAAAAACAGUAACCUUUCCUUGCCGUUUCUGUAGGUGCACUUACUUUAGAACUUAUGAUGGUAUUAUUAG
Messenger RNA from Melitaea cinxia (Glanville fritillary), 1477 nucleotides. RefSeq names its product zinc finger protein rotund-like. The record is from RefSeq and is a predicted model, not a curated record. Gene Ontology annotation, molecular function: DNA-binding transcription factor activity, RNA polymerase II-specific; RNA polymerase II cis-regulatory region sequence-specific DNA binding. NCBI's taxonomy places the organism in Eukaryota, Metazoa, Arthropoda, Insecta, Lepidoptera, Nymphalidae. The transcript is spliced from 2 exons. Bases 1 to 1419 code for a protein of 472 amino acids. Gene Ontology annotation, biological process: regulation of DNA-templated transcription.